Molecule: messenger RNA, 2206 nt
Organism: Musa acuminata AAA Group (dessert banana)
Lineage: Eukaryota; Viridiplantae; Streptophyta; Magnoliopsida; Zingiberales; Musaceae
Product: probable amino-acid acetyltransferase NAGS2, chloroplastic
Exons: 10
Coding region: 263-2080 (605 amino acids)
Biological process (GO): L-arginine biosynthetic process
Cellular component (GO): cytoplasm
Molecular function (GO): L-glutamate N-acetyltransferase activity, acting on acetyl-CoA as donor
Source: RefSeq, a predicted model, not a curated record
AGCAAGUUUGCAUCAAGGUUGCUUUGAGAUGCGUGCCAGGGCGCAGUGUGGCGGCUUGGGCCGCAACCUCGACGGCCAGCCGGUGCCGGAGAGUGGGAAGAGUAAAUAAAUGGCCUCCCACGCCCGCCAAAUAUUGUCCUCCUCGACCUCUUUCGCCGCGUUCCCCGACUCCUCUCGACGUGUGUCUCUCUCUUUUUCUCUUUCUCUCUAGGGUUUUCUUGCCUCCACCGCUUCCCUGUGCGACUGGGAUCCGCCGCUCGCAAUGGUGGCUUCGUGCUCGAGGCCCUGGAUUUUCGCCGGAGGCGCUGCGAAAGCAUCGGAUCCGAGUGGAAUGUUGCCUCGAUUUCCGGCGGUGACGAAGCGUUCUUUGUCACUUGAUCGGGGCGCUGUUGCUUGGAGGGACCUGGCUCUAGGCUGUAGGUCCGAUCGGCAUUCCGGGAAUGGAUCCGCCGACGAGGCCUCCGGCGGCGCGGAGGAAAAUGAGCGGUUCGUCGGAUGGUUUCGGCAGGCCUGGCCUUACAUAAGAGGUCACAGGGGAAGCACGUUCGUGGUGGUGAUAUCGGGGGAGGUCGUGGACAGCUCUCACUUGGAUAGCAUUCUUCAGGAUAUUUCACUCCUUCAUGGUCUUGGGAUCAAAUUUGUCCUUGUUCCUGGAACCCAUUGCCAGAUUGAUAAGCUCUUGACAGAAAGAGGAAGCAAGGGCAGGUAUGUUGGUCGAUAUCGAAUUACUGAUACCAAGUCACUAGAGGCUGCAAUGGAAGCAGCUGGAAGAAUUCGACUGAUAAUAGAAGCAAAACUUUCUCCGGGACCACCUAUAUUAAGUCUCCGCCGACAUGGUGAUAAUGAUCGUUGGCAUGAACUUGGCGUUAGUGUGGCAAGUGGUAACUUCCUUGCAGCUAAGAGAAGAGGAGUAGUUGAUGGUAUUGACUUUGGAUCAACUGGUGAGGUGAAAAAGAUAGAUGUUCCACGUAUACGGGAAUGGCUCGACAAAGAAUGUAUAGUCAUAGUGAGCAAUCUGGGUUACUCUAGUGCAGGAGGAGUUUUGAAUUGCAACACUUAUGAAGUUGCUACUGCUUGUGCCUUAGCUAUCAAAGCAGACAAACUGAUCUGUAUUACGGAUGGUCAGAUUCUUAAUGAACAGGGAUGGCCUAUUCGUUUUUUAACCCUUCAAGAUGCAGAUAUGUUGAUUAGAAAACUCGCUAAGCAAAGUGAAAUAGCUGCAAACUAUGUCAAGGUUGUAGGUGAAGAAGCCAUUCCUUCCAAAUGCUAUAUUGAUUCACACGAAGAUGGCAAUCUGCCAUGGGACGAAAAAGGCUAUAAAGGAAGGUGCAAUGCAAUGUUUCAGAAUGGUGUUGGUUUUGACAAUGGAAAUGGUCUAUGGUCUGGAAAACAAGGAUUUGCCAUUGGUGGUGAAGAACGGUUGAGUAGAUUAAAUGGUUAUCUCUCAGAGUUGGCUGCUGCAGCAUAUGUUUGCAGAGUUGGAGUUCAAAGAGUUCAUAUAAUAGAUGGUACACUUGGUGGGGCCUUGCUGCUAGAAUUAUUUACAAGAGAUGGUGUGGGGACAAUGGUGGCUAGUGAUGUUUACGAGGGAACACGAUCAGCUAGAGCUGCAGAUCUUCCAGGCAUUAGAAGAGUUAUUCAACCUUUAGAAGAAUCGGGUGCACUGAUUCGGAGGACUAAUGAAGAGCUUCUCAAACAGUUGGAUUCAUUUAUGGUUGUGGAAAGAGAUGGUUCAAUCAUUGCUUGUGCUGCCCUUAUCCCCUUUUUUGAUAAUAAUUGUGGAGAAGUUGCUUCUAUUGCGGUGUCCCCAGAAUGCCGUGGACAAGGACAGGGGGAUAAACUGUUAGACUUCAUUGAGAAGAAGGCAUCACUGCUUGGACUAGAGAAACUUUUCCUGCUUACAACUCGUGCUGCAGACUGGUUUGUGAGACGUGGCUUCACAGAGUGUUCUAUUGAGUCCAUUCCAGCAGAGAGGAGGAAACGAAUUAAUCUGUCACGUGGAUCAAAAUACUACAUGAAGAAGCUACAAAUGGAGGAAGGUGGUAUUAGCAUAAACAAAAUUGCAUCAGGUAGUACAUAGCUUGUAUUUUUCUUGCUAUGUUUGCUAAGUUAUUUGGCUAUAUUAGUUCAUAAUUGUCUGGUGUUGUAUUAAGCAUAUUGUUUGUUAUUUAGUAAAGCACAAACUGGGAGGCAUAAUUAUGGCCGA